CAAAUUGUAAUAGCCAACUUUUCCUUCUUCCCAAACUGAGCCAUCUCUUCUGUAAUCGUGUUUCUUCAUUACUACCACACAUUUCCAUCUGAUGAAUGCAAUGUAACCAUCGUCUCCAUGCCACAUCCUAUCCACCUCUCUUCCACCGCAGCUCCGGUCACUCCUCAACUCCCCGCCCCACCAUCCAAACUCCACCACCUCCCCCCUCCGCCUCCUCUCCCGGCUUCCUCCGAUCCCACUCGUCGUGUAAUUUCCUUCCUUCCGGAUCCCAAACCACCCAAAGCCGCCGCACCAGUUAACACUCAACUCCAAGAGAAUCUCCUCUACUUGGAUUCCCUCGGGAUAGACUCCUUCCGUUGCCUCACUUCCCAUCCUCUGCUUGUCUCUGCCUCACUUUUCCAAUUCAAAUCCGUCAUUGAUUUCUUGUACACCCUCGACAUCAGUAUACGCGAGAUCCGCCGUGCGGUUCACAUGUGCCCGGAAAUCCUAACUGCCUCCGUCCCGUCUACUUUACGCCCCGCGGUCGCGUUUCUGGUCCUUGAGGCUGGAGUGGAAGGACGGAACCUUCCCGGCGUCAUACACGGCCGGCCGCGGCUUCUCACAUGCAGCGUCGAGGAGCGGCUCCGUCCGGCUCUCUUUUUCCUGCAAAGUGAUGUUGGAAUCAAGGAUGUUAGCAGAUGGACGGCCCUGCUUUCCUGUUCUGUGGAGUCCAAAUUCAUGCCCAGGCUAGACUACUUUCAGAAACUAGGGUUUUCAGAACGAGAGGCCAUGGAAAUGUUCAGGAAGUUCCCUUCCUUGUUCUGCUAUAGCAUUGAAGAGAAUAUGGAACCGAAAUUCAAUUACUUUAUGGUGGAAACGGGGAGGGAGUUGAAGGAACUGAUUGAUUUCCCUCAAUACUUCUCCUACAGCUUAGAAAAGAGGAUAAAACCUAGGCAUCAAACAUGCAAGGAGAAAGGGCUGUGUUGGUCCUUGCCUUUCAUGCUGAAAUCGUCAGAGGUGCAAUUUCAGGAGAGAUUGCAGGUGUGCUGCAAUUCAUCUAUGCCGGUGAGAUCUUCACCUUUGUGGUGUGCCGGAAUCUGAUCAUCAUAGGUAAAGAUAUAAUUUCCUAUCCAAUUGUUAAUUUCCAUGUAUAUGUUAUUGCGGCAGAAUCACAUUUUGUCACUGUAAGAGCCCUUCCUGUCUUCCUGUGUAUUGUUAAUGUAUGUUAGAAUGCUCUGGUUUAAAAUUAGUUUCACUGGUUCAUUUAACUUCUCAUGUAUAUUGAUCAAUGAAUGUUGAAUAGUAUUGGCGGAAUGCAUGAAUAUUUCUCUUUCUUAUUUCUAUAAUCAAUUGAAUUGCA
This is a messenger RNA of Cuscuta epithymum, 1339 nucleotides long. Lineage: Eukaryota; Viridiplantae; Streptophyta; Magnoliopsida; Solanales; Convolvulaceae. The record is from the annotation of a GenBank genome assembly.